UUUUAUUUUCCUUAAUUUCCUUAUCAAGGGUUUUCCUUUGCCAAAUAUUUUAGUUGUGCAUACCUGCAUCUUUAUUAGUUCUUGAAUUAUUGUGUUAUCCAUGUGACAAAAAAAAAUAUUACGAUGUUUCAUUCUUAAUAAUAUGGAGGAAUAUAAAUAUACUAUAUCCAACAACUUAUUGGCCUGUUAUUUAAUGUCAAUAACUGCUUGCUUUUAUUUCAAAUUACCUCGUUUUUAAAGAGCUCUGGCUAGUUCCUCAUAUGCCGGGAAUUUCUGCUAGUUAUAUCGAAAACUGAUGUUAUUCUAUUAUACAUGUAGUUUGUAUCCUACAUGCCUUGAGGGCACCACUGAUGCAUGAUGUGGGUUUUAUUUCACACAGUUAUAAUGUAGAUAUAUCUUGAACUCCCAUAGGUAGCAGUAUUCGGCAGCAAGUCAUGUGUGAGCUGAAGCGUAAAUACAAAACUGUCGGAGGCGGAAGAUGCCCUUGGUAUCACGGUAGAGUGUUACAUGGAGGAAUCGCCAGGUCAUUCUGCCCCUGAAGAAAGGCAACCCCUCAGUGUCUCACCAGCAUUACUCGGGAAAAUGAAGAGCCUUACCGCUAAUCAGAUCUGUGAUCUUGUAGUGGAAGGCUUGGCAUCUCUUGGACGUGGCACAAGAGGAGAUUCCUUUGUGUCUGCAAUUACAGGCAUUAUGUUUAACUUGUUUGAACAGAAGGAGUUUGUCGAUGUGAUAGCCAUAUUGGACAAGUUGUACACGUGGGUAGCUUGUAAGAAAGGUAUCACAUCAAAUCCAAGAUCAUUCAUCCAGCUUUCUCUUGAGGCAAUGAAGAGGUUGGAGGAUAACAACAAGGUGAAUUUGGUGUUUAAAUUCUGCCAAGGACUGGCACAGGACAGACCAGACAAGUCAGGUCCCCUUAUACCGAUCCACCGGAUGCCAUUUGGUUUAAUGCAGUACUGUAUGGAAUUCUUCACAUGCACAAAUGUCAUGCAGAUCAAAGAACCUGAAGACUUUAGAUUAUGGCAUGAAACCAUGGUUACUGAAUUCCCGGAACGAAUGCAGAGGCUCUUAGCUGGUCCAAUGUGGAGUGGCCUUGAUCCACAGGAUAUGAGAGACCCACUUAAGGCUCAUGUAAAUGUUCCCUGUCAAGUAAAGCAACUCAAUACAGAACAGAUAAGAAGUCAUUGUUUACUUCAACAACUGAUGUGCAGGUGGCAGCAGUUGAUCAGCUAAAGAAAGCAAAUCCAGAGGGUAGAUUCUGGUUGAAGCUGGAUGCUACUGACCUUAAGGAGGCAUUGAUGGAGUCUGUUUCGGGGGUGUGGAAUGGAGAUGUGGACUUGGGUGAUGGGAAGUUGCAGGAGUUGCGGAGGGUGUAUGAUGGUAGAGUAAGCUUGGUGAGUAGUCUAACUGUGGUCCAAACCCGGCAUGGUCUUGAGGUGGAAUUAAGAAAGUGUGUUGACAGGUUAGCUGAUGACAUCCCUUUCCUUGAUGAGGGUUUCAAGUCGGCUGUUGAAGAUUAUAGGAAGAAAUUUGACAACAGGUCAACACCUGAAGAAAAGCUGAAGAGUGCAAACUGGAACAUUGUGGAGUUUCAAACACUUCUGCAGCAAGCUCAACAGCUGAAGGGGGCAUACGAGGAGCAACUUAGCUACCUAAACCCAGUCGUAGGACAUGAUCUGGGGGCCAUCAGGACCUCUCUUAGAGGGCUGUUUUCCAAGGCCAAAACUUACCUUCGAAACCUGUUCAAAAAGAAGAGAAUAGCAGCAACUCAUGUUUUGGUCCUAAUGCUCUCUGACGAAAGAAGGAGCCAUAAGCUGUAUGCCCUGCCAAUUAGAUAUGUUCCUUACUGGAGUUUGAGGGACCAGUAUAUUCAUGAUCUGAACAAGGAUGUAAAACGAGUAAUGCAAGAGAGAGGACUAAAUCUUGUAGGCACUGUUACAGAUGGAGAGUUCUGUUCUCUUCAAUCAAGAGGUGAAACAAGGGCUCUUCACUUAUGGCAGUUAAUCCAUGAUGCCCGGGAAAGUGUACAAAAGUUGAGAAAAGACACUUUGCUAGAAAAGCUGAUUUUGACCAACACUGCAGCAGAUGGGAGUCCUAUUGUUGCCAGACCCAACAGUGCCAUUCCAGACCAUGUAGUGUUGCAGCUUGAUGAGUUAAUCCAUAGUGGGCUAAGUGUGGAGGAUGCUGUCCCAUACAUGAGAGGAAAGCUUGUCCCUGCAGGAUAUACUCCCUAUCCUUUCCGAAAAAAUACUGAAGAAUCCCUUCUUGACAAGCUGAGGUCUUUGGUUGCCACCUACACUUUCAGGAACAGGGUAAGGGAACUGCAAGAAGAAGGAGUGGAUUUCACUCAGCAUCUGUAUGUUCCAGAGGUUGACCCUGUUACCAGUAGUGUUCGACAUGAUUGUGCUGAUCACAACCAUCUCCUAAAGAGAAUUGCUCAACAUAUCAGAGAUGGUGGAUAUGAGGCCUUUAACUAUGAGGCCUUUUCAGAUGUCUUAGCUGACCCACUCAGUAGUCUCACACAUGCAGCCCUGGUUGGCAAACAACGCCAAAGUGUAAAAGAUGCAGAACGUCUCCUUUCAUAUCAUGUUGCAGAUUCGCUUCAGAGGCAUGGCAAUGUUGAAGAGGCAAACUAUGUAAGGAUUGUUGCUCAGUGGCAUGAGUCUUCUGAUGGUCAGGGUUUGAGCCAGCUCCAGCGAUGCAGGUUCAACUACCAAAUGUUGAACUUCAUCUUGGAAGAGUGGAUGUCUUGGUAUGACGAGUGCUAUGACUUUUCAACCAUUGACAUAAACAGGUAUAGCUUUUUUUUUGAAAGUUGUGUUAUCUUCAACUACUUGAUAUUGGAUGUUUAAGCUUUGUCAAAUUUAAGUUGCAUGCUUGGAGAGCUGUGUUUUCAUGUGCCUAGUACUGGAAUUCAUUCAGGGUUAGUUUUUGUACAGGUCUAUUUACCAUUGAAAUUCUAAAAUACCAGGGUUGCCCUGCAAGUUUCCUGCUGGCUAUCUUUGUUUAAAGACAAUUUCAGGAGAGGAUGUAACAAAGCUAAAUACUGUUUCGUUUGCUGUUAGGUAAACAACAAAAAAAGCAUUGACCCACAGAAGACAAUCAUAGUACUGCAAUUUGUUUACCAAAUAUUAUUAUUCUUGAUCAAGCAGUUUAACUCUUGCUGAUUUGUUUCAAAAUUUCCUACAUAUAAAUCUAUAUCAUCAAUAAUACCAUCCCAUGGUAAUCUGGUAUAUUCUGUCAAGAAAUUGGGUACAAGGGUUGUGCAUUGGCUUGUUAACAUUAUUUAGCAUAUUUAUUAGAUUAUUUUUAGCUUUAUAAGUAGGUCAUGAAUAGUAUUUUGAAAUCCAGGUGCCCAGUGGGCCAGUACAGCUGCCCCCAAUAAUACAUUACUUGCCCAAUAGGUGUGCAAUGGUCAUGUCUCAUCACCUACAUCUAUUACUAGGUACUGCCUAUAACUCUUCACCCCCUAAGGCAAAUGGCAGUUUUUCCCAAAUCAGCAAAUUAAGACUCUCUUCUGCCUGUGUGCAAUAUACCAUUUGCAACCACUGAGAUGCUCAUCAGUAGCAAUGAAGGAGAUGGAAAUGUGUGGGUGUUGUCAAACAUGUCUUAGAUAGGAAGGUUAUGCCUUCAAUGAGCGGAUGUUUACAUGACAAUUUUCAUGGGCUAAAAAUUCAUAGAAAUCUGUCAAAUGUUCACAAAGUUAUGACGUUGUUUGCCAAAUGACACUCUAACGAGUAAAGGGAUACUCAAGUAUGCGUGGAUGUUAAAUUAAUAAUAAUUAUUUAUACUUUGUUCUCAUACUAUCUCAGUCAAAACACCAUUUUUAAACUGUGGGUUCUGAAGCAAUUUACAGGUUGUAGUUGUAAAUCAGAUUUUAUAAAUAAGAGUUGUCUGGACUUAUUUGAAGGUGAUGCAGUGGGAUCUCAGCCAAUGGAAAGGAAGGGAAAAAAACCUCAUGUUAAGUCAGAUUAAUAAUAUUGUUUGUUUAAAUUUUUGUCCAUUUUUGAAUCAGGAAAAGUGUUUAUCUCAAGCAUUUGCGCUUAUUUCUAGGUUUCUUGUCUCGUAUCAGUGCUGUCGUGCAUUGUAAAAAAAAUCACAAGGUUAAUAUUAUCAAAUUCAUGUGAUAGUCAUUUAUUUAUAACCUUAACAAGAGCAACAUGAGCUACCAUACGUUUUUUAACAGUUGCAACAUUGUCCAUCAAAUUUCUUAUCCCUUGUAACAUGGACACAACAGUUUACAUGCAAUAUAAAAUUUCAAAAUUUAACCACUAUAAUAUACUUUUGAAUUAUUAUUAUUGGCAAGUUAGUGCCAUAUCAAGAUGUUUCUGUAGUUAAAUUAUUCCAAUGCUGUGAGUUUGAGUGAAAAAAUGUUUACAGGAAAUUACCUUAAGAAAAGAUGCUGAACUGAUUUAACAGAACUAAACUAAAUAAAAAGUUACUUAUUAGUCAUUA
Orbicella faveolata is the source of this 4452-nucleotide messenger RNA. RefSeq lists its product as uncharacterized. The record is from RefSeq and is a predicted model, not a curated record. Lineage: Eukaryota; Metazoa; Cnidaria; Anthozoa; Scleractinia; Merulinidae.